Messenger RNA from Heterostelium album PN500, 1854 nucleotides. RefSeq names its product RNA-binding region RNP-1 domain-containing protein (gene pabpc1B). The record is from RefSeq and is a predicted model, not a curated record. The transcript has a single exon. Lineage: Eukaryota; Evosea; Eumycetozoa; Acytosteliales; Acytosteliaceae. Gene Ontology annotation, molecular function: mRNA binding. Gene Ontology annotation, cellular component: cytosol. The coding region runs from base 1 to 1854 and encodes 617 amino acids.
AUGGUACCAACAACUACAACAUCCUCAGAGGUCACAGUUAACUGUGUGGUUGAAGAAUCAACUACCACUGGUAAUAUUGCUGUUUCAUUGCCAGACAAUGCUGCCGUAGAGUCAAGCCAACAACAUCACUCACACCAACCACACGCACAUCACCACCACAACCACCGUGGACAUAACGGUCACCACCAUCACAACCACAGCCACAACCAUGGUCACCACCAUCACCCUGCCGCCGCCGGAAAUGGACAUCACCACCAUGCCAAUGGAAACAAUGGCGCCAUCGUCCAUCCAAUGAUGCAUCCACAUGCCCAUCCACACUCACAGCCACAUCACCAUCACCCACACCACCAAAUGGUGAUGCCACCGAUGCCACACCAUCCAAACAACUACAACUACCUGGCAUCACAAUACACCUCACUAUAUGUUGGCGAUCUUGCACCCGAUGUCAAUGAAAUCAUGUUGAGUGAACUCUUUUCAAAGGUUGGCCGUUCCGCCGUUGCCUCUAUCCACGUCUGUCGUGACUCUAUCACUUUCCGCUCACUCGGAUACGCUUAUGUCAACUUUUUCAACUCGAUCGAUGCCGAGCGUGCUUUAGAUACAUUGAACUACUCACAGAUCAUGGGUCGUCCAUGCCGUAUCAUGUGGUCACUCCGUGAUCCAACCAAGCGUAAAUCAAACGUAGGCAACAUCUUUGUCAAGAAUCUCGAUAAACAAGUCGACAAUGCUAUGCUUUUCGAUACAUUCAGCAAGUUUGGAAACAUCUUGUCAUGCAAGAUCGAGUAUGAAAAGGGUGUUUCCAAGGGAUACGGUUACGUCCACUUUGAGACACAAGAGUCUAGCGAUCGUGCCAUCCAAGGAGUCAACGGAACCAUGUUGUGUGGAAAGCCAAUCACUGUCGAGCAGUUUGUCUCCAAGGUGGAGCGUUUCAAAGAGAAGAACGAACACAAAUUGUUUAUCAAGAACAUCGAUGAGCUAGCCACCGUAGAACAGCUCCAAGCAGAGUUGUCUCGUUUCGGUGAGAUUGAAUCUUGUAUUAUUAGAUUGGACAACAAUGGAAAAUCAAAGGGAUUGGGAUUCGUCGAGUUUAAGUCGGUCGAGGACGCCCAACGUCUCAUGGACAAUCCAGAACCAAUCCAAAUCCUUUCGAAACCAAUCACCAUCGAUCGUAUUAAAAAUAAAAUGGAAAGAAACAUUGAGCAUCGUCAGAUCAAACAACAACAAGCCAAUGGAAAUCCAAACAACAACAACAAUGUUGUCAAUAACUCUACAGCGCCAACAGUAGCAGCAACAACAACAACAACAACGACAACAGUUGAUAGCAAUGGAAAUCCAACCAACAGCAGCAACAACAAUAAUUCAGUAGCACCAACCAAUUUAACAUUAUUUAUUCACAAUAUCGAUGAAUCCAUCGACAAGGAAGUUAUUCGUGAGGAAUUUGCCAAGCAUGGAACCAUUUUGGGUAUCAAGAUCGUUCAAGAGAAUGGAAAGAACCGUGGAUUCGGAUUCCUCUCGUACUCUACUCAGGAGGAGGCCAACAUUGCCAUUGAAAAGAUGAACGGAUUCAUUCUGGGAAGCAAGCCACUCUCUGUCAGUUUCUCCAAUCGUAAAUACAAGAAGCGUAUGCAACAGUUGCAAAGCAACGGCAGCAACGACCCAUCACAACCACAACCACAACCCCAUAUACCAUUACAACCGAUGCCAUACUACUUCCGUAAUCCAUACCAUCACCACCACCCACACCCACACUCACCACACCACCAAGGUCAAGUUUUCCACCCACACCAACAACCACCAUACUAUACACAUCAAAUGCCACCCAAUGGCACCACAAAUGUCGUCCAACCCACGUUAUAA